GGAUUGGAAUCAAAUCGCGGGGUUUAUCGAGAGAAAAAUCAAAGUCGGACUGACGGGAAGUAACUCACAACUCACCACUCACCACUUGCUAUCUUCAACAAACGCGAUCACGACUAUUAUUCAUCGAAUCAGUUCAAGCGUGGACCAUAUUUCAUAAUUAUAUACAAAGUAACACUGCUACUAUUUUUUUUUCCUAACUUAGAAUGAACGCCUCAUCCGACCAAUCGCACUUUUCGAAUCUUCGUGCUCAGGCUGAAAUCUUAGAUGGGGAGGAUGGACUCCGUCGUUUGAGAGACGAAUUUCAAAUCCCCACUAAGGCUGAUAUUAAACGAACAACACUGGAGCAGCCGCAGCAACAGAAGCAACAAGAUCGUAACGAUCCCGCCCCAGCCGACGAGACAACCGCGUGUACAUACCUCUGCGGGAACUCUCUCGGACUGCAACCCAAAAGAACAGCAACUCGCAUCAACCAGUAUCUCCAAACCUGGUCCACUCAGGCCGUCCAGGGGCACUUUAAGCCUUUAGACGACUCUCCUCUACCGACAUGGCUCGACGCUGACGCUCGAGCUGCCAAAUCGAUGGCCUCCAUAGUCGGCGCGGACGAAUCAGAAGUAGCUGUCAUGCAGACCCUGACAGCGAACCUGCAUCUAUUGAUGUCCGCCUUCUACCGUCCGGAUCCAAAGGGGAAGCACAAAAUCAUCCUAGAAAGCAAGGCUUUCCCAAGCGAUCAUUUUGCCGUACUAAGCCAGAUCCGCCAUCAUGGUCUCUCCCCAAGCACGUCCAUGGUGACCAUAGAGUCGCCCUACUCGGAGGACGCCCUCAUCACCACCUACGACAUCCAGUCUAUCAUCUCGAAGCACGCAUCAGACACGGCGUUGAUCCUGCUGCCCGGCAUCCAGUAUUAUACCGGCCAGCUGUUGGAUAUCCCAACCAUCACCGCGUACGCGCACAAGCACAACAUCUUCAUCAUCUGGGACCUAGCGCACGCGGUGGGCAACGUCCCCCUUCACCUGCACGACUGGGACGUAGAUGCCGCGGCCUGGUGCACGUAUAAGUACCUCAACGGCGGCCCGGGUUGCAUAGGAGGUAUGUUCAUCAAUUCUCGCAACAGCUUAGUGACCACGACGAUCGCCGACGAGGAACCCGAGAGGGGAUACGGCAAACGACUGUCAGGCUGGUGGGGAAAUGACAAGGCAACUCGCUUCCAGAUGGAGACUAAGUUCCACCCCGUAAAAGGAGCAGCCGGAUUCCAGCUGAGUAACCCCAGCAUCCUCGACAUCACAAGUCUAAGCGCCUCGCUCGAGGUUUUCGAACUUGCCGGCGGAGUGUCGCCCCUCCGAGAGAAAUCCAAGAGGCUUACGGCGUUCCUGGAGCAGUGCCUCUCCCUCUUAUCGGAAGAUGCCAAACAGCUCUUUAGAAUUAUCACGCCGUCCGACCCGGACCAGCGCGGUGCCCAGCUGAGUCUGUUGCUGGCAGACAGUAUCCUAGACCCGGUGAUGAAGGAGUUAGAGACGAACGGAGUCAUCGUAGACGAGAGGAAGCCAAACGUAGUCCGCGUCGCUCCUGCUCCCCUGUACAACUCGUUCGAGGACUGCGUCGCGUUCGCCGAAGCUUUCGAGUCAGCCCUGGUGGCGACGCAGAAAGAUCUAUAAAUUAGCCCCUAUCGACGAUAGUGAUUAGACGUUUCCUUCUUACCAAGCCGAAUUUAAACUCGUAUACUUUUGGACGAUAAAGGUAAAUUGUAUGUAGGAUGGGGUUAGAAUAGAACGAGAAGCGACACGGAUGAUAUUCACUUUACAUAUUCAGUUCGGCCAAGAGCUGUAGGACUAUCCAUACCCUUUUUUCGUACUGUACUUUGCGCGGGCGUCAUCUACAAGGACGUAUCUUGGACCUUUAUGCUACUUCAUAUACAUUUCUAAUUUUGAACUCUUUUAAGCUCUCAAAUUUGAUUCCCUCUUCUCUUAGACCGGUUCCGAUUAUUAUUAAGCAGAAUCUGGGGCAAGUAACAAUUCCCUGGUAUCCGUAUCAACUAACCUACCAUAUAUAGUCACAUA
This is a messenger RNA of Daldinia loculata, 2054 nucleotides long. Its product is annotated as kynureninase. The transcript has 3 exons. Gene Ontology annotation, molecular function: kynureninase activity; pyridoxal phosphate binding. Gene Ontology annotation, biological process: NAD+ biosynthetic process. Bases 204 to 1652 code for a protein of 482 amino acids. The record is from RefSeq and is a predicted model, not a curated record. Gene Ontology annotation, cellular component: cytoplasm. Lineage: Eukaryota; Fungi; Ascomycota; Sordariomycetes; Xylariales; Hypoxylaceae.